This is a messenger RNA of Alosa sapidissima (American shad), 3053 nucleotides long. RefSeq lists its product as uncharacterized. Bases 535 to 2925 code for a protein of 796 amino acids. The record is from RefSeq and is a predicted model, not a curated record. NCBI's taxonomy places the organism in Eukaryota, Metazoa, Chordata, Actinopteri, Clupeiformes, Clupeidae. The transcript has 22 exons.
GAUGUGCACAGAUUUUAAAAAGCUAGCACCUGGCUGCAGACCUAUGGGGAGUGGAGCUCCACUCCAGAACGGAAAUACGUCACCUCCACUGUCUAUGACGCACCUCCACUCCGCCCCUACAGUGGUGGCUGCCUGGCCGCGCUUUUUAAAAUGUGUGCACAUCUUGGAGGAGCUACGUGAAAGAAGAUAUCUCUUGAGAGACUUGUACAACUUAUACAGAUAUACAGACCAGAAUAAACGUCAUUCUCUGAUAGUAUAUGUCUGUGAUUGGUGGGUAAAGUGGCAUUCUAUGCCAAUCUGAUACUAUUGGAUACUCUCUAAGAGAGUCUCUUGAUACCAACUGCUACAGUGUAUUUUCUCCCCAGAAACAAGCAUAUUUUGUAGAUUAAGUGAUGGUAAUUGUUUUUUUUAAUGAUGUCGUCACCAAUGCAUGAUAACUUUAGGUAACUUGUACUGUCAAAUUGUCAGUCUGUGGUAAAUUGAUGAAGGUGAAGACCGUUUAUCUAGAGACAGCAGUGCGACCCUAUUCAAGAGAUGGAGAGAACUGUGAGGUAUGUGUAUGGGAGCAAAAAAAUACCUGCCACUCUUCCUGAAGAGGUCACAGCUCACAGACAUUACCCUCAGCAGUUGUUUCCGACUGAAACAACUUGCCAGUUGUGUCCAGAGAACCCUAACUUAGAGGAGGCUGUGCGAGUCACCAGCAAAGCUAAAAUAGUUGGCAUGGAAGGUGUCACACAAAACAUUUCAACUUACAGAAGAAGGUGCACCAAAUGCCAAAUGAUGUACAGGUACCAGGAGUGGACAGAUGGCCUGCACAACUACAAUGACCGCGUCAUCCUGACGCUGCAGCUGUGUCAGUAUUUAAGACACAAUCUUCAGAAUCAUGUGUCUGUGUCCCGAGUCAUCAAUUCUCUUGAGACUUUGUUAAAGAUGAAGUUUCCAGCCAAUGAGUUAAUUUUUCAUGGAUACUGCCAAUUUGAGGCACUCUGCAACACAGAGUACAAAUACUCUUGUGUAAAUUGUGGCUUUUACCCUCCAGUGGUGGUUAUGGACCUCCACAGGAAAGGAGUGUUCAAUUUUGAGGUUAGUGAGCUGGAACAACCUAGGGAUGACUUUUGCGGUGAACACAACAUAGAGGCUUUCUGGGAAUCUGUUCAUCUGCACAUGAUCAGCCGAGGAUUUUUUGAGUUCUCUUCACAGAAUCCAUUUGUUGUUAAACCAACAUAUGACAACUGGGCACCUUGGAUCGGAAGGGAGACUCGUAAAGGAAGUACUGUGCUUAACACCGAGUUCGAAAAGGCCCCAGUGCAGAGCUGCUCGGCUAAACCUCAGUUAUGCGAUAUAACAGAGGACCGCCUGGUUGAUGAGCUGCUGAGGCAAAAGGUGUCCACCAUUCGCAACCUGUGCAAAUCCUGCAACAUGGACACAAAGGGGUCACGCAUGGACCUUGUGAACCGGUUACGGGGGGAAAUGAAGAGCAGGCAGACCUAUGACAAGGUGUUUCAGUCGAUUUGGGGGGCCUCUGGUGGAUGGUCUGUCAUUAUGUGCCCUCAUGGAAUUGUUUACAGCCUUAAAUUCAAUUUAAGAGCUGAAAGCCCCAGGGACUUUGCAGAUGUACUUCUGUCGUGGAAGCAUUUGCCGAAUGUCUGUGUGUAUGACUUUGCGCGGGGGUUGGUAGCCCAUACCAAUCUAAGAGUCCCAGACAACCCUCCAUUUCAGCCCUUUGAGGGAAGGCUUGCUGAGCCAACAACUAACAAUGUAGAGGCUGCCACACAUGGACAACUUAAAGUGCAUCUCCCGUGGCUGGUAGAGAGACUCAGUCAACCGGAUUCCAAUGGCCAUCCUGUGACAGGCUCAGGAAAGCACUAUGUCCUCUAUGACAAAUUCCACCAGUCAAACACAAAAGAUCCACAGGAUGUGCUGCGCAGAAUCUUCAUUGCUCCUGAACUGCAGGCAACUCUGAACAGUCAGGUGGCUGAGCAACUGUUCGCUUGUCUGAGGAAGAACAAUUACUUUCUAAACAACAUGGGACCAUCUGCUCACAUCUUCCUGAUGCGGAACAUCAUAGAGCACAGGAACAACCAGCAAAACAACACACUGCUGAAACGCCAGCUGAGAAGGGGUCUUCAGGUUCAAGACCUGAACAGUGUCACCCUGUCAGACUUGGGCCAAGUGCUACUAGGUGCAAAAACAUUGCCAGACAGAACAUCACAGCAAAGUCAUCCGGAAGGUCUACAGCCACCUGUAAUUGAAGUGUCACCGCAAAGUGAACCUUGUCUGUUGAACGCUUCAACUCACUGUGGGCAGGACUGUGCAGCACUGACUGUCAUUGUUAAUAUCAGGCCCUGCAGAAGUUCGUGGGGUCCUAAUGGAGUUCAUCCCCUUCAGGAAAAGCUGUUCAACUACGUACUGAAUGACAGUGGGCCAGCAAAUGAGCUCAUUGUUAAAGCUGGUCCAACAUGUCUAACCAGGGAGAAUUUACUGACCUUGGGGACAAACAGGGAGAUGGACUCUGUGGUGGGGAAUGCUUGUUUGAGGUUGGUUCAGGAGAUGGUCCAACUUCAGGGGAAAGAUGUUUUCAUCAUGGACCUUCACACGCCCCCAACAUGGCUCCCACCCAUGGAUUGUGACCCUCUGCAUAGUCUUCCUGUGGAUUACGCGAAGAAGACACUGAUAUUUCCUCUGUGGACUCGAGGGCAUUAUCUGCUUUGUGUCAUGGAGCCACUGAAAACAUUAAUCUUGUUCAUGGACUCGAUGUAUGCCAAGAAAGAACAAGGCUUUGGGCACAAGCCUUAUCAACACAUUUUGAGGGCUCUUGCACAGAGGAUAGCACCAGGACCUUGGCAGGAACAGACAGGGCUGGACAUUGAGGUGAUAUUUGUAUUGACAGUAUGCUUGGUACAUCGCCCUGGAGACACCAUUUGAUUUCUCCAUACAUGACAUGCCCUACCUGAGGAGGUGGUGGUGCACAGUGUUAAUGGAGAAUCUGGAGAUCGAGGGGCAUGGAAGAAGAUUCGCACAUUUCACAGAGGAGGGCAGAAAGACGGCAGACG